Arabidopsis lyrata subsp. lyrata is the source of this 979-nucleotide messenger RNA. RefSeq lists its product as uncharacterized. Lineage: Eukaryota; Viridiplantae; Streptophyta; Magnoliopsida; Brassicales; Brassicaceae. The record is from RefSeq and is a predicted model, not a curated record. The transcript is spliced from 6 exons. The coding region runs from base 174 to 623 and encodes 149 amino acids.
AAAUUCUCGAGACCGACCCACCAUUUUGCUUCCCCUUUCCUCUCGCAAUCUUUCACAGUUGUCUCUGUAUUCAUCCUUCGUAUAAACCGAUACAUACAUAUCUCUCUCCAUACUUGACGCAGAUACAUAUACAUAUAAUAGCUGAAAGAGUGGUUUUUAGAGCGACCAAAUCAAUGGAAGGAAGAAAGAAGAAAGCUUCCUCUUCUUCCUCUUCUUCCUCAUUAACAUUAACCUCUGAGCUUUUUGGUUCCAGAGAAAACCCUUCUUCUCCUUCUCCUUCUUCCUCUUCUGGUAUUUUCGGAUCCAUUUUCCCUCCUCCUUCUCAGGUUCUGGGAAGAGAAUCUAUGCGACAGGAGACUGUGGCUGGUGCCUGGAACGACAAAACCUCCAAGACUGGUGAUGUUGAUAGAAACAGGGAACAACAGGAGAAUCAUGGUUCAGGUUAUCAGGAUCAGAGAGUACAACCUUGUCAUCUGAGUUCUUCCAUCUAUUACGGUGGCCCAGAUGUUUAUUUCCAGCCUCAGAAUUCCAGCAUCAACUCUACGAACAAGAAAGAUGGAGGGGAAGAUGAUUCCGGAAGUGCCUCAAGAGGAAAUUGGUGGCAAGGAUCUCUGUAUUACUAAGUAGAGAUCUUACUACUUAAGCAAACGUUAUAACUACCAAAGCAAGGUACAUAGGAACAAAAAAGAAUAGAGUAGCUGUGGAUCCGACUGUUUUUAGUAACUUCCCAUCUUGUUAUUACAAAAGUAUGGAAGAAGUUUGAAGCUAGCUAGUUGCAAAACAGGGGAGUUCUUUUGGCCCUUGUCGCGGUUUAGUGAUUGACCCGACCGGUUCAGAUUUAAUUUUCCCUUACUUUUAUAGAUUAAACCGUUGAUGGUUUUGUACAAACUCUAUAGAUCUCCAGUUUCCACGCAUAUAUAAAUAAAUAAACUGUUCUUGUUCUAGCAAUCUAGCUUUUACAGCGAAUAAUAGUUUGUUA